Messenger RNA from Gadus macrocephalus (Pacific cod), 4048 nucleotides. RefSeq names its product ATP-sensitive inward rectifier potassium channel 1-like. Gene Ontology annotation, biological process: regulation of monoatomic ion transmembrane transport; potassium ion import across plasma membrane. Lineage: Eukaryota; Metazoa; Chordata; Actinopteri; Gadiformes; Gadidae. The transcript is spliced from 2 exons. The record is from RefSeq and is a predicted model, not a curated record. Gene Ontology annotation, cellular component: plasma membrane. Bases 193 to 1317 code for a protein of 374 amino acids. Gene Ontology annotation, molecular function: ATP-activated inward rectifier potassium channel activity.
AUUAUAAGAGUGAGCAGGUAGAGGUGUGGAAUCAUUUUGGAAACAAUAGAACACCCCUCAGGACUCACCUGAACCACCAAUAGGAAUAACGUGGAACGAGCGAUUGGACUGUUUCUUAGGAUUUAAUUGUAUUGAUCGGACGGAUAUCAAGCUGUCAGGAGGCUACACACAACAUCUAUUGAAAGAGACGAAAUGUGUGGAUUCUUCCAGAGGCACCUCCAGAAUAGGCUGUUGGAACGAAGAAUUCGUAGAAAUAGGUUAGUGACCAAAGAUGGCCGCUGCAACAUCGAGUUUGGCAACGUGAUGUACAGCAACCACUUUGCCUUCAUCGCAGACUUCUGGACCACAUUUGUGGAGAUCCGUUGGCGCUUCGUCCUCUUCUUCUUCAUUGCUGCCUUCACCCUCAGCUGGUUCAUCUUUGGUCUUCUAUGGUACUGGAUUGCCCGUAGCAACGGAGACCUAUCAUGGCAGAACCCGCCCGACGGCCAUACGCCAUGCGUGGACAACGUGCAGGGACUCACCGCCUCUUUCCUCUACUCCCUGGAAACGCAGACCACCAUCGGCUACGGCGGCCGCGCCAUCACCCCUCUCUGCCCGGGGGCAGUCGCCCUCAUCGUCAUCCAGUCCCUGAUCGGAGCCAUCGUCAACUGUUUCAUGUGCGGCAUCAUCCUGUCCAAAAUCUCCUUGCCUAAAAAGAGAGCCAAGACCAUCACCUUCAGCGAAAUGGCCGUCAUUUGUCCCAAGAAGGGCACCCUGUGCCUCUCCAUCCGUGUGGCCAACAUGCGGAAAACUCUGAUGAUCGGGAGCCAGAUCUACGGCAAGCUGCUGAGGACAACCCACCCGGCAGACGGGGAGACCAUCAUCAUGGACCAGGUGAACAUCGACUUCACGGUGGAAGGAGGGAAGGACAACCUGUUCUUCGUGUGUCCCCUCACGCUCUACCACGUGAUCGACAGGAACAGCCCCUUCUUCGAGAUGGCCGUGGACACCCUGCACAGGCAGGAGUUUGAGCUGGUGGUGUUUCUGGACGGCACAGCGGAGUCCACCAGCUCCUCGUGCCAGGUGCGCACCUCCUUCAUCCCUAGGGAGAUCAUGUGGGGCUAUGACUUCCUCCCCAUCAUCUCCAGGAGCAAGCAGGGCAAGUACAGGGUGGACUUCUCGAACUUCUCCAGGGUAGUGCCUGUGACCACUGCACACUGUGUCUGCUGUUUCCACAACCUCAAAGGGCACCAUCUCCACUCCAGGGAAGGACAGGUCAAUCAGGGGUUUGAGGCCAUUGAUAUUUCUGAGCAGCACCCUACAGUCACCAAGAUGUGAGACAGCCUUUUGUUCGGGGGAAAUAUGAAUUCUGUUGCGUAUAUGAAAGACAAGAACGAUGUGUGACAGCAGGUGCCAAGAAUCACAAUGCAAGUGAAGAAAUUGUAGCCUACAGUCGGCCAAGCCAUUGUGAUGUAUUUGUAUGUAACGCAUGGCUGUUCCUGUCAGACCACAGAAAGAGAGAGAAAGCAAACCGAUCAGCAAUGAUAAUAAUGCUCUGAAUUGAAAGGAUGAGGAAUGCUUGGAUUGAGUGGUUUGACCGAAAGGAUAUUGAAAUAUAUCCUGCCACUUGUCCUUGGGAAAUUCCUGACCAUCUUGUUACUGAAAGCCUUUAACUUUUUUCACCGUAGCCUUUUAGAAAAUUUUAAGAAAGUUGCUAAUUUAUUCUUGUCAUUGUCUGUAUGCGUGUUUUUUAGAGACCAAAGUGUGAACAUUCAUUCAUUUUAAACAAUAGGAGUUCCUAUUAUCCUUUCUUUGUUAUUUGCCUGGAAAGACUGUGAGAAAAACGCUCUUAUGAAUACACUUAAUGGAUGGCUGAUUGCAGCAAUAAAUAAUAUAUGAAAGUCAUUACUUAAUGCUUUGGACCUUAGAUAAUAAAUUAAAUGUUAUUUUUGCACUGACAGAAAUUGCUCUAUGUGAUAUUCUGUUCCAACCAAGCUAUUGCAGUACUUCACAUCUGUGUUCAGAAAGGUCAAAUAAACAAAACAACAGGUGCAAUCCCCUGUUCAUGCUUUUCAUCUCUAAAACAAAGCAAAGUUGUGACAGCAAAUAAAUUCUGAGCACGACAGGAUGCAAUUGUUGGAGAAAAGAAGACAAUUAGUUUAGGUAUUUAUCAUAACGUCCAGAUGCUAAAAGCAUCUUUCCCGAUACUGCUCUUGUUAUUUGUCACAGAGAAAUUGAAUUUGUGAUUAUACUCUUGAGCUUGUUUAGGGUAGAGGAAAUGCACGUUGGCCAUACCAUACUACAGCAAUAGCAAGCAUACCAAUAGGAACCAGGAGGCAAGUAAGAAAAAUAUAUAAUUAUAGAAUAAAUACAUAAAUCACGAUACACAGUAUUGUGUAAUCACAGUAAAUGAGCAUUGAGUAUACGCUUAGCUUAAAAAUCUCAAAACGAAUGUUUGCAGUUGUUAUGAUAAUUACUAAUAAACCACAUGUCUAAUUGCCCUAUUUAAAUAUAUUUAGUUUGAAAUUAAUUCAAAGAGCAAGAUAAUAAGAUAAGCCAGUCAAAUGUUGAACCUUGCACGCUGCCUACUCAUCGUAAAUCUAUUAAAUAGCACCAGAAGUUAAAGCCUGGCCUCUUGUGGCUGAAACAUGUAUCACAAAUGUAAACUUUUCACUUCCAAAGGUAUGUUGUUAGUUAUUAAACAACACAUAUACUGAGAUAUCCAACCACCAGUUAUUAAAGACUUAAUCUGUGGAAUGCAUGUAAAGCGUCUGUUCCAUUUGAUUGUUAGUUAAUUUAAGUUAACUCCAUUACAUGUCCUGUCAAUAACAUUAUUAAAUUAAGGAGAAUGUGUUUAUGCAAAAAUUGAGUGGGAAUAAAAUGUUCUGAUGCACAAAGGCUUUAAACCAGACAAUAUCCUGAAUGGCUUAUUUUGUAGGAUAAUAAAUGACAAUUAAAAAGGAGACAGCAGAAAAUAGCCAAGUGUUGCCUUUAGGGAGUACUAAUGCAUUUUACUUAUUUAAAUAUUUUCAUAAGUUGUUAUGCUUCAAUACAAUUGACACAACAGACAAUAUACUUUGAGAGGUAAAAACAUUUAUUUGGUCACAUUUUUCCUAUACAAAAGCCCUUUUUCAAAAGGUAUUACUUAAUAGAUUGCAGAAAUAAAAAUAAUAAUAAUAAUAAUAAUACAUUGGUUAAUUGUAAAUUAUACAUAUAUAUAUAUAUGUAUAUAUAUAUUUGAUCUCCAAAAUACAUUGCAUAUAAUAAGUAGCACGGUUCCCUUUUCAAUAAUUAUUUUUAGACACAUGAAUGGGUACAGAUUUAGAAUAAAUUCUAAAAAAUGCUACAAAUUACAUGUUCCCUUCCGAUUGACUUGUCUAAAGCUAUGGAACUUAAAGAAAAGCUGAUUAACAUUGUUGGUAAUGUUUUGCAUAUUUUGUUGAGCAGAUUGUAAGGCACAUGGAAAGCUGCCAAAUCUAUGGGUUAUUGUGCAUGAGAAGUGAUUUCAAAAUGAAAAUGAACCACAAUCAAUAUAUGAAGAUUACAGAGUUAAACAUAAUUUCCCUUAAAUUGGCUUUUGAAAUAAGAAGCAGGCAUCUGUGGUAUUAGCAACAACAAAAAGAAACAAAUCUUGUGCACUUCAAGGCACGGAGCACGUUACAAAUCAAAUUUCGAAAAUAAUAAAAAUCACAUGAAACAUUAAAGUAAAAAUGUAUUGCCCAAAUGUACAGAUAUAAAAUGUUGAACAAACUACGUAGCAGAAAUGGACUCAAAAGGUUUGCAUUUUUGACCGAGGUCAACUCGUAUUAAUUCUCUUGAUUUUUCUUUAUACUGUGUCACAUAUGAAAAUAACUCUGCAUAAUUUAUACAGUAAGUUGCUUUAAUGCCUAGUUGAAUGAUGCUUACAAAAUAAUAGAACAUAGGUCUGACAAACGCACAGCGUUCGCGAAUCUGAGGAUUUCUUUGUUUCAUCUUGUCAUACUUAAUUUGUUUGGUUCUUUGACAAACGACUCAUUCCUAAGCAAUUCAUUGUUCAAGUGUCCAUUUUCAGAUAUUUCAAAAGAAAUAC